AUGGAAUUCCGCAGGAAGAUUGGGUUUCUCACCCUCUGCCACCAUCUUUUUCUCACAAUUUCUUUUUUCUGCCUCCAAUUUGGUGUUUCUACUUCUACAGAUACAAUUACUGCACACUAUUCUUUGGAAGGAUCAGAAACUAUACUCUCCAAUUCCCAAAAUUUCAAGAUGGGAUUUUUCCGCCCGGAAAAUUCCUCCAAGUAUUACGUUGGCAUCAUGUUUAACGUCCCGUCAAUGGCCGUUGUAUGGGUAGCCAACAGAGACAAAGGUAUGGAUGAUUCCAGGGGAAGCAUGGGAAUCUCAGAAGAUGGGAAUCUUGAGGUGUUGGAUGGACAGAAGAGAGUAGUAUGGUCUACUUCUAAAUAUAAUAUUUCGACUGCAAAUACUACUGCUCAGCUCCUGGAUUCUGGAAACUUGGUGUUGAAAGAUAGCUCAAGUGGGAGAUAUUUAUGGGAAAGCUUUGGUGAAAACUCAGAUACUCUUGUGGAGGGAAUGAAACUUGGCAAUGGUGCGAGUAGUAUUGGUAUAACGAGGGAGUUGAGAUCGUGGAAAAGUCCAUGGGAUCCAUCCCCGGGGGCUUUUUCUGCUCGUCUUCGACAUCAAAACAUUCCAGAGAUGAUUGUUGUACAAAAUAACAGUAAGAUUUACUGGAGAAGCGGUCUAUGGAAUAAGCAGAUAUUCAUUGGACUGCCUCACAUGAAUUCUGUGUAUGACUAUGGAUCUCAGAUCAUUAAGGAUGAUGAAGGGGAUAUCACCUAUGACACCUUUAAGAACAUGAAGGAGUCCACUAAAUUACACUAUGCCCUCAACUCUACUGGGUGUCUGGUGGAGAAGCAUUGGGAUGAAGAGAAGAGCCAAUGGGUGGUGAGAUUGGUAAGUGGUGUAAGUGGCCAAUGUGAUCUGUAUGGCAAUUGUGGGCCGUUUGGAAUUUAUGAUCCCUAUGAUUCAAAAAGUUGUAGUUGUUUGAAGGGUUAUAGACCCAAAGAUGAAAUGGAAUGGGGCAAUGGAAAUUGGAGCAGUGGGUGCAUCAGAAAUGCUGCACUUCAGUGUCACAGAAACAGCUCAAAUGAGGAAAACAACAAGAAAGAUGGGUUCUUGAAGUUGCAGAGGGUGAAAGUGCCAGAUUUUGCUCGUUGGGUGCCUUCUCUUGAUGAUUCUUGUGAAACUGACUGUUUGAGAGAUUGUGCCUGCAUAGCUUAUUCCUACUACACCGGGAUUGGUUGUAUGCACUGGUCUCAGGAUUUAAUUGAUACCCAGCAGUUUUUGACAGGAGGAGCAGAUUUAUACAUCCGACUACCAUAUUCAGAACUUGAUCAAAAGAGAAACAACAAAGUCAUCAUUAUUGUAAUUACAUUGACUAUAGGCUCACUAGCAAUUGCUUCUUGCCUGUACUUUGGUUUAGUUAAGCACAGAGGCAAAAAAUCUCCAAUCAUGCCUAGAGAAGAUUCCAGCCAAGUUAAGCUCCUUGAUGAGCUACCAGUAUUUGACUUUGAGAUCAUAGCAAAAGCCACCAAUCAUUUUCAUUCAACCAACAAGCUUGGGGAGGGUGGUUUUGGUCCAGUCUAUAAGGGAGUAUUGGAGGAUGGACAACAAAUCGCAGUGAAAAGGCUUUCAGAGUUUUCUGCCCAAGGUCAAAAAGAGUUUAUGAAUGAGGUUGUCGUGAUUUCCAAACUCCAGCACAGAAAUUUGGUUAGGCUGCUUGGGUGUUGUAUAGAAAGAGAGGAGAAAAUGCUGGAAGUGGUUCUUGAUUGGAUGAAGCGCUUAAUGAUUAUUGAAGGAAUUGGCCGAGGCCUCCUUUAUCUUCACAGAGAUUCAAGAUUGCGAAUCAUUCAUCGAGAUCUCAAGGCAAGCAACAUCCUAUUAGAUGAGCAACUGAAUCCAAAAAUAUCUGAUUUUGGUUUGGCAAGGAUAUUUGGAAGCAACCAGAAUCAAGCCAAAACUCAAAGGGUUAUAGGCACAUACGGUUACAUGGCACCAGAAUAUGCAAUGAAUGGAAAAUUUUCAGAAAAGUCAGACGUGUUUAGCUUUGGAGUUCUGUUGCUAGAAAUUGUUAGUGGGAGGAAGAACUCUGCAUUUUACCAUGAUGGCUUUGCAAUAAGCCUUGGAACACAUGCAUGGAAACUAUGGAAUUUAGACAAGAUGGAAGAAAUGGCAGAACCUGAAAUGUAUGACAUGAGCUUCAAAAUGAGUAUAAGACGAUGCGUCCAUAUCGGCCUAUUGUGUGUUCAAGAAUAUGCAGAUGACAGACCAAAUAUUUCAAGUGUUUUAUCAAUGCUUAGCAGUGAAAUUGCAAAGCUUCCUCAUCCUAAACAGCCUGCAUUUACGGGAGGACAGAGCUUUCCAGACAACAAGUUUCAUAAGCAAAGCAGAAGUUUUGUAAAUGUUACAAUUUCUGAUGUUGAAGGGAGAUAUUCUGAUAAGUUAUUACUUUUUGUUUAUAUAGGUCCAAUACAAGUGUUUACAUCAAAUACAAUUACAGCACACCAUUCUUUGGAAGGAUCAGAAACUAUACUCUCCAAUUCCCAAAAUUUCAAGAUGGGAUUUUUCCGCCCGGAAAAUUCCACCAAGUAUUACAUUGGCAUCAUGUUUAACGUCCCGUCAAUGGCCGUUGUAUGGGUAGCCAACAGAGACAAAGGUAUGGAUGAUUCCAGGGGAAGCAUGGGAAUCUCAGAAGAUGGGAAUCUUGUGGUGUUGGAUGGAGAGAACAGAGUAGUAUGGUCUACUUCUAAAUCUAAUAUUUCGACUAAUUCAAAUACUUCUGCUCAGCUCCUAGAUACCGGAAACUUGGUGUUGAAAGAUAGCUCAAGUGGGAGAUAUUUAUGGGAAAGCUUUGGUGAAAACUCAGAUACUUUUCUUGAGAAAAUGAAAAUUGGCAAUGGAGUGAUGAGUCUUGAUAUGACGAAUGAGUUGAGAUCGUGGAAAAGUCCUUGGGAUCCAUCUCCGGGGAGUUUUUCUUAUCGUCUUCAACCUCAAAGCAUUUCAGAGAUGGUUGUCCUACAAAAUAACAGUAAGCCUUACUGGAGAAGCGGUCCAUGGAAUAAGCAGAUAUUCAUUGGACUGCCUCACAUGAAUUCUUUCUAUAACUACGGAGCUCAAAUCAUUAACGACAACGCAGGGGGCUAUAUAACCUAUACAGACAUGAGGCAGUUCAAUAAAGUGCACUAUGUCCUCAACUCUACCGGUUGUUUCUUGGAGAGGUAUUGGGAUGAAGAGAAGAACAAAUGGGUGGGGACAUGGGAAAGUUGUGGAAGUGGUGAAUGCGAUGUGUAUGGCAAGUGUGGACCUUUUGGAGUUUGUGAUCCCUCGGCUUCAAAUAGUUGUAGUUGUUUGCAGGGUUAUAAACCCAAGAAUGAAAUGGAAUGGGGCAAUGGAAAUUGGAGCAGUGGGUGCAUCAGAAAUUUUGCACUUCAGUGUCACAGAAACAGCUCGAAUGAGGAAAACAAGAAGAAAGAUGGGUUCUUGAAGUUGCAGAGGGUGAAAGUGCCAGAUUUUGCUCGUUGGGUGUCUUCUCUUGAUGACUCUUGUGAAACUGAUUGUUUGAGAGAUUGUGCCUGCAUAGCUUAUUCCUACUACAACGGGAUUGGUUGUAUGCACUGGUUUCAGGAUUUAAUUGAUAUCCAACAGUUUUCGACAGGAGGAGCAGAUUUAUACAUCCGUCUACCAUAUUCAGAACUUGAUCAAAACAAAAACAACAAAGUCAUCAUUAUUGUAAUUACAUUAACUCUAGGCUCACUAGCAAUUGCUUCUUGCCUGUAUUUUGUUUUGCUUAAGCACAGAGGCAAAAAAUCUUCAAAAAUCAUGCCAAGAGAAGACACCAGCCAAGUUAAGCUACUUGAUGAGCUACCAGUAUUUGACUUUGAGAUCAUAGAUAAAGCAACCAAACAUUUUCAUUCUGGCAACAAGCUUGGUGAGGGUGGUUUUGGUCCGGUCUACAAGGGAGUUUUGGAGGAUGGGCAAGAAAUUGCUGUGAAAAGACUUUCAGAGUCAUCUGCUCAAGGUCAAAAGGAAUUUAUGAACGAGGUCGUAGUGAUUUCUAAACUCCAGCAUAGAAAUCUCGUUAGGCUACUUGGGUGCUGUAUAGAAAGAGGGGAGAAAAUGUUGGUUUAUGAGUUCAUGCCAAAUGGAAGCUUGGAUGCUCUUCUCUUUGAUCCUAACAAGGAAGUGGUUCUUGAUUGGAUGAAGCGCUUAAUGAUUAUUGAAGGAAUUGGCCGAGGCCUCCUUUAUCUUCACAGAGAUUCAAGAUUGCGAAUCAUUCAUCGAGAUCUCAAGACAAGUAACAUCCUAUUAGAUGAGCAACUGAAUCCAAAAAUAUCCGAUUUUGGUUUGGCAAGGAUAUUUGGAAGCAACCAAAAUCAAGCCAAAACUCAGAGGGUUAUAGGCACAUACGGUUACAUGGCACCAGAAUAUGCAAUGAAUGGAAAAUUUUCAGAAAAGUCAGACGUGUUUAGCUUUGGAGUUUUGUUGCUAGAAAUUGUUAGUGGGAGGAAGAACUCUGCAUUUUACCACGACGGCUUUGCAAUAAGCCUUGCAGCACAUGCAUGGAAACUAUGGAAUUUAGACAAGAUGGAAGAAAUGGCAGAACCUGAAAUGUAUGACAUGAGCUUCAAAAUGAGUAUCAGACGAUGCGUCCAUGUCGGCCUAUUAUGUGUUCAAGAAUAUGCGGAUGACCGACCAAAUAUUUCAACUGUUUUGUCAAUGCUUAGCAGUGAAAUUACAGAGCUUCCCCAUCCUAAACCGCCUGCAUUUACUGGAAGACAGAGCUUUCCAAAUAACAAGUUUCCUAAACAAAAUAGAAGUUUUGUGUACAACGUUACAAUUUCUGAUGUUGAAGGAAGAUAG
Messenger RNA from Ipomoea triloba (trilobed morning glory), 4839 nucleotides. Its product is annotated as G-type lectin S-receptor-like serine/threonine-protein kinase At1g11303. Gene Ontology annotation, molecular function: protein kinase activity; ATP binding. The record is from RefSeq and is a predicted model, not a curated record. NCBI's taxonomy places the organism in Eukaryota, Viridiplantae, Streptophyta, Magnoliopsida, Solanales, Convolvulaceae. Gene Ontology annotation, biological process: protein phosphorylation; recognition of pollen. The coding region runs from base 1 to 4839 and encodes 1612 amino acids. The transcript has 13 exons.